Messenger RNA from Aphanomyces invadans, 1110 nucleotides. RefSeq lists its product as hypothetical. The record is from RefSeq and is a predicted model, not a curated record. The coding region runs from base 8 to 688 and encodes 226 amino acids. Gene Ontology annotation, cellular component: endoplasmic reticulum membrane. Gene Ontology annotation, biological process: sphingolipid biosynthetic process; fatty acid elongation; very long-chain fatty acid biosynthetic process. The transcript is spliced from 3 exons. Gene Ontology annotation, molecular function: 3-hydroxyacyl-CoA dehydratase activity. Lineage: Eukaryota; Oomycota; Saprolegniomycetes; Saprolegniales; Verrucalvaceae.
AAUUUCCAUGGCGCUGAUCAAGACUGCGUACCUCGUCCUGUUCAAUCUCGCGAGCAGCCUCGGCUGGGCGUACGUGCUCGGACAGACGUUCCAGCUCGUGUAUGCUGACCAAGACAUUGCGUUGUCGUCGGCCAAGCUGUGGGGUGUGAUUGAUACCCCGUUGAAGGUAGUCCAGACGAUGGCUGUGUUUGAAGUCUUGCACGCCAUGCUCGGGCUCGUGCGCUCCCCUGUCGGCUCCACUCUCAUGCAAGUGAGCUCCCGAUUAUUUCUCGUGUGGGCGAUCAACGUGUUGUGCCCAGACUCCCGCUAUCACUGGGGAUUCAUCCUCAUGGUGGCAUCCUGGUCCCUCGUGGAAGUUCCGCGCUACGCCUUCUACGCUCUAAACUUGUUGGAAGCGGUGCCUGACUGGUUGUUCUUCCUCCGCUACCAUUUGUUCAUGGUGUUGUACCCCAGCGGUGUCACGGGCGAAGUGACGUGCAUGGUAAAGGCGCUUCCCUUCCUGUCCACGGGCGCGUACUCGAUCCAAAUGCCCAACACCCACAAUAUCUCCGUGUCGUUGUACGUGAUCGUCCUGUUGACGCUCGUCGUGUACGCCCCUGGCUUGCCCUUCAUGUACACCCACAUGAACGUCCAGCGCAAGAAGGCAUACGCCAAGAAGAAUGAAACCAAGACUCUAAAGAAGGACUAGACAAGUUCACGUUUCCAUCGUCCAGCGUGAUGGCGGCUAAACGAUGUUUUUUGCUACUUCCACCAACCUUGACCUGUUGCAUCACCUCCGAGCUUGAUCCUUCGACACAAUUCAACGGCGCCAGUCCAUCUUUUCUACAUCAUCCACGACUAUUCUGAACGAAACACGGGCUCAAACACACCUCAUAUCGAGUACCCCUCGAGCCUCCAUCUACGACGUGCAUUUCGUUGACACAGCACGUUUAUCAAUCCCAGAUAUGCGAUGACUUGCUUCUCCACCCUCAUGCGCCAAAUCUCGUCCAUGAGAAAGUUGUCGUGGCGAAGGACAGGUGAAACCCGAUCGCGUGAUCAAGUUCACACAGGAUGUGGAUGCGGUCGCUGUAGCAAAACUUGUCGCAGGUACUGGCAUCGCGCGCUUGACCG